Messenger RNA from Cotesia congregata, 705 nucleotides. NCBI's taxonomy places the organism in Eukaryota, Metazoa, Arthropoda, Insecta, Hymenoptera, Braconidae. The record is from the annotation of a GenBank genome assembly.
AUGCGCAAAAUUUUAGUAGAUUGUGGAGUUUUAAAAUUAGAACGACGAAGCUCAUUAGAUUCUCAGAUUCCUUUAGAUUCCGAGGAUAAGUUAACUAUCUUGAAAGAAAAUACUGCAGAGUGGACGAUCAUAGAACAAACAUGGAAAGAUACGUACUUGAUUCAUGAUUUUAAUACAAAAUAUCCAGACAACAAUAUUAAGAUUAAAGAAAUUUGGAAGACUCUACAAACUGCCUUGGAUAGUUUUAUUAAUUCGAAAAAACUCUCUAAUGAAGUCCAAGAUAUAUUUGAAAUUUUUAAAUCUUCUAAAGAAAAUCAACAUGAUGCUAUUGUUUUAAUGCUUUUGCCAUUUGUUAUUAAAGCACCUGCACUGUCCACUAAAAGAAGCAGCAAACCACCUACUAAAAAACAAAAAGUAGAAGAACCUAAAUCAUCUAAAUCAACAAAAAUCAAGCCUCAAAAAACGUUUAUUUUGCAUGUAAAUAUCGCAGCUGAUGUAGACAAGAAAAUUGAUGAAGAACGCGAGUCUUUACUCUUAAUUAAAGAACGCGUACAGCCAUUUAUGGUUUUCGUUGGACCUUUGACAUCAUUGGAAGCAUUUUACGUUGUAGUCGAUAAAGUUCGCUACAAAUCUGAAUCUACGCUAGAAGCAUUGGAUUUGACGUUUAGAAUUUUUUUUGCGUGUACUGCGAUUAUCCUAAAUUAA